AUUAGGCGCGCUCGGGCCGUCACAACCUCGCAACGGCCGGGUCCGCUCCGUAGCCAUGGCGCCUAUAGGGACACAAAGAGAAACAAUCCGAGGGGCGACGAGUCAGCAGAAGCGCGGACUUCUCAAAGAUCCUCUUCCCCAGCCGGGGCUUGCCUCAUACACAGACCUGGACCAGGGGCCGCUGCUCCGGGUCCGCAACCUCACAGGGGAGCGGCUUCCGGUGGUGGUUGCGUCAUCUCCGCGCGUCCCUCCGCCUGCGGCGCCCAGCGGAAGCAGCUGCAUUUCCGGUCCCAACAGGGACCGGAAAGUUGUACGGCCAAAUGGUGGGGUGACAUUCUGCAGACUUCGAACUCACCAAUGGUGCUUCAUCCUGUUUAAUGUUAUCUUAUUUCAUGCCUUACUUUUUGGGGCAGAUUUUGUGGAAGAAUACUUUCUGCAUGCUUUGCCUUAUGUAGAUAUGAAAGUUGCUGAAAUUAAGGAUAAAGCAAGAAAAUUGAAUAUGGAUCCUCUAAGAAGCAACCUUUCCAAAUACUACAUCUUGAACCAGCCAGAGGUAUGUAAAGGGAAGAACAUAUUUUUACUCUCUUUUAUUUUUAGCAGCCCAGGAAAUGGAACAAGGCGUGACCUUAUCCGAACAACCUGGGGUAGCAUGACCAACAUCCAAGGGCAGUCUAUUCUUACACUGUUUGCUUUAGGACUGCCUGUCUUGGUAACUACCCAGCAAGAGAUAGACAACGAGUCUCAUAAGAAUAAUGAUAUAAUUGAAGGAAUCUUCUUGGACAGUGCUGAGAACCAAACCCUGAAGAUCAUCAUGAUGACACAGUGGGCUGUGACAUUUUGCCCUAAUGCUCUGUUCAUUCUCAAGGUUGAGGAAGAGAUGUUUGUCAAUCUUCCAAGCUUGGUAGAUUAUCUUCUCAAUUUAAAAGAACACCGUGAAGAUAUUUAUGUAGGAAGAGUUAUCCAUCAGGCUCUACCCAACAGUGACACUAAUAGCCAAGGAUCUGUCACUCUUAAUGAGUACCAUGAAAAGUACUACCCAGAUUACUGCAGUGGUGAGGCCUUUAUUAUGUCCCAAGGUGUGGCUCGGAUGGUGUAUGUGGUUUUCAGAGAAGUACCCAUUACAGUGCCUGCUGAUGUGUUUAUAGGAAUCUGUGCUAAGUCUGUUGGCCUUGUACCUAUUCACAGUUCAAGGUUUUCUGGGAAAAGGCAUAUCAGAUACAAUAGAUGUUGUUAUAAGUUUAUGUUUACAUCCUCAGAAACUACUGAUGCUGAAGUGUUCCUAGCAUGGAAGGAAAUUAAUAGUGGGAACGAAUGUACACUAUUUGAGUCUUACUAUGGGCUCAUUUCCUGCAAACUUCUGACAUACCUUGACAGCUUUAAACGUUUUCACAUGGGUACCAUAAAAAACAAUGCUAUGAAUUUUGGUGAUUAGAGUAUUGUUGGUGUGCUUCUAGUUCUGCUUCUGGGAUCCCUUCUGUUACGUUGCUUGACGUUGUGGUCUAUUUACAUGGUCAUUCUGUUACAUUGGUUUGGUCUCACUCCCCCUGCCUCCGGGAGAUUUUGGUUUAGUCUUUGCCUUUUCACACUUCUCCCUUCUCCCCACCCCCUAUCCUACGUACUUCCUUGGUUCCAGACUCAUCAGCCGGAGGAGAGAAAGGCAGGACAGGAUCGUGUUAUGAUUAGGUUGUUGGACUGCUUGCCCGCUCGUGAAUCAAGAUUAAACUGCGUUCUCAGCUCA
Molecule: messenger RNA, 1738 nt
Organism: Erinaceus europaeus (western European hedgehog)
Lineage: Eukaryota; Metazoa; Chordata; Mammalia; Eulipotyphla; Erinaceidae
Gene: B3GALT9
Product: beta-1,3-galactosyltransferase 9
Exons: 2
Coding region: 56-1432 (458 amino acids)
Cellular component (GO): membrane
Molecular function (GO): hexosyltransferase activity
Source: RefSeq, a predicted model, not a curated record